Molecule: messenger RNA, 945 nt
Organism: Fukomys damarensis (Damara mole-rat)
Lineage: Eukaryota; Metazoa; Chordata; Mammalia; Rodentia; Bathyergidae
Product: olfactory receptor 5D18
Exons: 1
Coding region: 4-945 (313 amino acids)
Biological process (GO): G protein-coupled receptor signaling pathway; sensory perception of smell
Cellular component (GO): membrane
Molecular function (GO): odorant binding; olfactory receptor activity; G protein-coupled receptor activity
Source: RefSeq, a predicted model, not a curated record
ACCAUGUGGCUGUCAGAUAGAAACCAAAGCGGGGCCAUGUUCACCCUCCUGGGCUUCUCAGAUUACCCAACACUGCAAGUACCGCUCUUCCUGAUUUUUAUGGGCAUCUACAGUAUCACCGUGGUAGGAAAUAUGGGAAUGAUUGUCAUCAUCAAAAUUAACCCCAAACUGCACACCCCCAUGUACUUUUUCCUCAGUCAUCUCUCUUUCGUGGAUUUCUGCUACUCCUCCAUCAUCGCUCCCAGGAUGCUGGUCAACCUAACUGCAAGCCACAGAAGCAUUUCGUUUUCAGGAUGCAUAGCACAAUACUUUUUCUUUUGCACCUUUGUGGUAACAGAAGCCUUUUUAUUAGCAGCGAUGGCCUACGACCGCUUCGUGGCCAUCCGUAACCCCCUCCUCUACACAGUCGCCAUGUCCCAGAAGCUCUGCGCCAUGCUGGUGGUGGGGUCGUAUUCAUGGGGAUUGUCUUGUUCCUUGACACUGACAUGUUCUGCUUUGCAGUUAUCUUUUCAUGGUUUCAAUAUAAUCGAUCACUUUUUCUGUGAGUUCUCCUCACUGCUCUCCCUCUCUUGCUCAGAUACUUAUAUUAGUCAAUUGCUCUUGUUUGUUUUUGCCACAUUCAACGCAGCUGGCACACUGGUCAUCAUUCUCUUGUCUUAUUUGCUCAUUGUGGUUACCGUCCUCAAGAUGCGUUCAGCCACGGGGAGACGCAAAGCCUUCUCCACCUGCGCCUCCCACCUGACGGCCAUCAGCAUCUUCCACGGCACCAUCCUGUUCCUCUACUGUGUGCCCAACUCCAAGAACUCCCGGCACACGGUCAGAGUGGGCUCUGUGUUUUACACCGUGGCGAUCCCCAUGCUGAACCCCCUGAUCUACAGCCUGAGAAAUAAGGAUGUGAAGGACACAGUCCGCAGAUUAAUGGAAAUGAAAUUCUUUCCUUAUUGA